Molecule: messenger RNA, 8249 nt
Organism: Drosophila ficusphila
Lineage: Eukaryota; Metazoa; Arthropoda; Insecta; Diptera; Drosophilidae
Exons: 15
Coding region: 512-7984 (2490 amino acids)
Source: RefSeq, a predicted model, not a curated record
ACCGGUCACACCGCUGCAAUUGCAAUCAACGAGAAACGAGCGAAUUGCAACGAGCAGGCGAAAAAUCACAAAAAGCGGAAAAUCACAACAAUCGUGGGUGCAAACGGAGCGGAAAUAGCGAGGCAAAGGAAAGUGCCCGGAAAAUCGGAUGGCCCAGCAGUGAAAGCCCAAAACGCAGAGGCGCACUUGGCGCGUUUCAAAGGGGAAAGGCGCGUUGUUUAGCGUUCUGUUUCCAAGCUCUCGAAUUCGUUUCGAUUCCAAAACCAAACCAAUCCAAUCCCCACUCACACACACGCUCACUCACUCCCUCACACACACACACAGACACGCGCGCGCAUACAGUGAACGAGUGAAAGUGCAUCUACAUCUGUGAUUUCGUAUAUAAUAAUGCGUCGCGCAUACGCGGAUUUGGCCAGGAGAAGCACCAAAGACUAACAAGUGAUCCGAACCGGGGAUUCAGUUGGUUAGUUGGUCAACCCCGAAUCCCCCCGCGCUCUCCCUCUCCCGCGAAAUGGCCGAUCCGGUGGCGCACACCAAAGAAACGGAUGCGGAGGAGUCGCUGGACACCAACAUGCAGCACAUGGUGAAUGGCGAAUUGCCAUCGGAGGUGCCCGCUUCAUCCUGCUGCCAUGUGAUGUCCUCCAUGGAUGUAGACGUGGACGGGGACGUGGAUGCGGACAUUGAAGCCGCCACCUCCUCCUCCUCCUGCUCCGCUUCCCAGCUGAAUCCAUCGCCACCGCCUGCUGGCCACCAGCAGGCGAAGCCGGCGAGAUCCAGCUCGCCACCAUGCAAUCUCCUCGAGCGGCUCAACUUUCCCGAGGGCAACAUCAUCAACACGCUGCACACGAUCCUCGCGCUGCCGCCCUUCGAUCCCUAUGCUCCUGCUCCCAAAGCGGAGACGGUCUACAAGGAGGUAAUCUCUUUGAUGCAGUGGAGCCAGCGGGAGGACAACGCCAUCGAGCUGGAGCUCAGCGACAAGCUGCUCCAUGAGUGCGAGCACAAGGGCGGCGAUCCCAACGACGAGACGCGAUCUUAUUUGAUGGCCAUUGAGAACAUGCGUCUGUUUUCGGAGGAUCCAAAGAAUCCGCUGCGUGAUGCCGACGGACAGCUGCGUGCAAUUACGCUAUAUUUCCAGAAUCUUGCCUUCAUAUUUGUGAAACACGAGAAGGAUGAGUUCUUCACAUUUUGUUCCUGCAAGGAAUGUCUCGAAUACCGCGAAACCAUCAUGGCCAUCAUGAUGGAUCAAUUUAAGGCUGCGCACAUGGUGGUCAUGUUGCUGGAUGUUUUGAUCAAAGCCUACAGCCCCAUGUUGAAAAACGAUGCUGCCUACAAUAAGUUUGAGAAGCUGCUUGAGUGCAACAAGGAGAUCUAUUGGAUUACAAGCGGCUAUCUCUACGAUAAGAACGCCGAAUAUCUUGAUUUUAUUGAUGACACAGCGAUCUCCGACAAUAUGAUAUUAGUGCUAUUCAGCGCCAUCUUGAUGGCCAACAAUCCGAUGCUGCUGCUACAAAUACUCGCCUACAACGUGGAGUGCAUUGUGAAGGCAUUCUCCGAGGGCAUGAUCGAAAUUGCCCAGAAUAUCCAGGAGAACGAGAAAAUUUCCGCGGAAAGGAUGCUGACAUACAUUCUUGACGGCUACUCCGAUCUGAAUUGCAUCUCGCAGAAGAUCUCCCUCAGCCUGUUUGCGUUCGAGAACGACUUCCUGCGCAAGUUCAAGCUGUCGUGGGUGCUGUUGUGCCAGCGUCUUUUCCAGCAACAUGUGUUCACUCCUUUGGGAGAUACGAUGCUGGCCUGCAUCCUGUCGCUGAAGGAGGCGGCUCCAUCGGCCCAGACGACGGCGCUGAUCAAGCGGUACAUGCUGUUCGACGAGCACAUGCACUCCAUUGAGCGCCGCUGGACGGACAUCUGGAUCGAGCUGAACAAGUUCAACUUGUCGCCCACGGAGCACGAGCGAAGGAUGGGCCUGCUCGAUGUGUACAACAUAUUCGACAAGGUCGUCCUGGACGCCACCUCAUUCUCGCUGCCGGAUAUCAGCGACGACGAGUUCAUCGACUUCCAGCGCAUCGUGGAUCGCCAACUGGCCUGGAAAAACAUCAUGGCCUUCACGAAACUGAAGUGGCCCGACGGCUUCUACGAUCCGCCCAAUAAGCUGGUGCACGAGGAUCUCUGCAAGAAGUGCAAUUCGUUGCUCGAGCACCAUAACGAGAACUGCAAAUGCAUCACUUGCUCCAUCGCCGGCACUCCUUUGAGACCGCGGCAAGCGGGCCAUUGUGCCAAGUGCACAACGCUCGGCAUUGUCGAGAAGGAUCCGAAGCUGAUGAAGUCCAAGAUCCUCAGCACGUGCACCAGUGACGAGGCUAAGCACAAUGCGGCUACGGCGGCGACCGCCAGCUCCACUGCCGCCCAGCAGCAGCGUCGCAGCAACGAUCUCCCGGAGGACGAGUCGCCAUCGGGAAGCGGCAGCGGAUCGGUGUUCCGGCGACAGGCGGAGACGGUCGACACCCUGCGCACCACAUAUCACAUUGCAUGGGCGGUGUUCCAGCACCUGUCCACCAGGAAGCGCUACCGCCACGAGGCGAUUGAAGCGCAGUUCUUCUGCGGCGAGAACUGUCGGGUGUCCGCCUGCCAGCUGGCGAGGAAGAUACUGGCCAACCAGCUGUCGCCGCCGCUGACCAAGUAUCUGCUGCGCUGCUUCCAGCCGCUCUCGUUCACGCGGGAAGAGCUACGCUCCACGCUGCCCUCGCUGAUGUUCUUCAACCGCAAGCUGGCCCCGAGUCCCGCCGAGCUGCAGGAGCUGAGAAACCAGCACUACGUGUACAAAACCUACUGGACCUUCGUCCUCUCCAUCUACGCCAACUUCUUUGUCAAAUUCAACUCGAGCAGCACGGACUUCGGUCACCUGGAGCUGCUCAAGGGGGAUUUGCGCCUGCGGCUAAACAGCGUGGUCGGCGACAAGGACGACGGUCGCUUCGAGCAGUUUUUGGCGCAAGUUAUUGGGUAUUCACCUUUCAAAAUCACUGAUGAUUUUACGCUGGGUGAUGCCAAUAUAGAGAAGAUGCAAUUUGGAGUGGAUCAGCUUAUGAUGUUGCACGAUUCACAGAUAAUAAAACGCACUAAACCCGAUAGCACCACUGGCUCCUCGGGCGCCAAAUCCAAGGUCGGUGAAUCCAAUAUGUCGCAGUCCGGAGGCAGAAAUGGCGAAGCAGGUGGCAACAAGAAGAGCAAGGAAAAGAUGCGUAAAUGCUGUGCCGACUAUGCGGACAUUGGGGAGCCGUGCAAGGAAAACCACUCGAAGAAACGCGGCAAAAAGGAGUGCAACCAUGCGCGCUUCAACGAAACACGUGACCGACUGCGCAAGAAGCUCUCCCAGAUUGUCAACGACCGGAAGACGAAGUCCACGGAGGAGGCCAUGCCACCGAAGGCCAAGUCCAGCAUGCCGGAGCCCGCUGUUGUUGCUGCCCCAACAGCCAUCCCACCGAAGCGGCCGCCCAAGGCCGAAUCGCUUCCGGCUAGCCAGCCACCAAGCUUGAAAGUGUUCGCAACGGCGCAGCUGCCAUCCACCGGCAAUCAGCGGAAGAUGCCCUCGGCGGCAGCGGCUGCAGCAGCGGCUCUCAACGAGAUCGGCGAGCAGGUGGAACAUGAGGGCGACAAUAGUCUGCUCCGCCUGGACAGCCUCUGCAAGAGACUCCAAAUGCACUCGGAUGCGACGGAUGCCUCGGCGGCGGCAACUGCGGCAGAAGCUGCGGCUGCUGUGGCCGCUUUCAAGCGCGGCGGCGGAUUCCCGGCCGACUACAGCAAAGAAGACAUGAUGCAGGACUUUGCCGAGUUCCUGGGCAACUACAGCCAGCAGAACAGUCAGCAGGACCAACAGCGCUGGAUAAACGAGACGCUCAACUUCAUCGAGGGCAAGUCGCAUCAGCCGCAGACUGUUAAUCCGAAAAAGGCGGCCAAGAAGGCCAAGCAGAAGAUGCGCAAGGAGGAGGAGAAGCGCAUCAAGGAGCUGGAGGACCUGCGCGGCCAGUUCCUGGACAUCUACUUCAAGGAGUUCAUCGACAAGUACGAGAUGAAGGCUCUGACGGCUGCGGGCGGCCGGAAGAGGGAGAAGAAGCGCAUCGGCGAGCUGGAGACGAACAUCAAGAACCUGCAGCGGGCCAAGGCGAAGGUGGAGACGGUGAUCCUCGAGCUGAUUGCCACCGUUAAGCAGACGAACAGCGAGUUCAAGUUCUCCUACCUGCCCACCAAGCAGCAGCAGCUGGCCAAGAUGGCCCAGCUGGAGGAGAUCCUCAACGGCGGACCCCCGCCCGCGGCCACUGCCACCGUUGAACCAGCUGCUCCGGUGCCUGUACAACCCGUGCAGCAGUACGCCGAGUUCAGCGGCGGCACCUCCUUCUAUUCGGGACUCGGUCAGCCGAACACGCCCGUAUGCUUCGCCCCACCGUAUGUCUCGCAGCAUCCGCCUCAGCUGUCACGGGAUGUGAUCGCCGCCAUGGCGGCCAACUCCAUCACUGCCGAUCCCUCCAAGCGCAUUGUGACCAUACGCCGGGUGCAGCUGCCGCAUCCCGGUGCCGAGCAGCAGGUGACCGUGGUGGCCAAGGGCAGUGCUCCGCACGAGGACAAGCUGCUCUACACGUUCGUCAACGGUCACAUGGUGGCCUCGGGUCCGGCCCAGCCGGAGGAAGCGCCUCCUGCGCCCGCGGCUCCAAGUGUUCCGGAGAAAAGUGCCAAGGCCAAGAAGAAAGAGGCUAAGCGAGCGGCAGCGGCGGCGGCGGCAGCAGCGGCGGCGGAACAGGAAGCCAAGCUGAAGGCCAAGAAGCAGGCGAAGAAGACUGCAGUGGCAGUGGUCACCGCCUCCAGUUCCACGGCGAGCAGCAACUCCUCCAAGACGCAGACGCCGCAGAGCACGCGUGAGAGUUCGGUGUGCAGUGUGAAGCCAAAGGCUGCACCCAAGAAGCAAGCUGCCAAGCCACCGAAGGUGGUGGAAGUGGCGCCACCACCUGAUCCAGAGCCGGAACCGGAGCCACCGAAGCGCCAGAAGCGGAUCAAGUCGCGACUGGAUCCUGGCCAGCUGGACAACAACCCGUUCAAGUCGCUGCACAUGCAGGAUUCGUCGGAUGGCGAGUGGGAAACGGGUACUGAAUCGGAGGAAGAUGUCGAGGUGCCAGCGCCGCAGCCUUCCAAACCGCAACCCAAGGCGGUGGCUCCUGCUCCAAAGCCUGUUGCUCCUCCAGUGGUCACAAAACCCAAGGCAGCGCCUGCUCCAGUUGCCGCUCCUGCCAAAAAGGUCAAGCAGCAACCGGAGGCGCCGCAAAAGCAACAGGCGGCGCAACCCACAAAGGUUCAACCCACGGCCAGAGGCAAGGGAGCAGCUUCCUCCGGCGGCAAAUCGAACUCCCAACCGCCGCCGCAGCAGCAGCAGCAGCAACAGUAUCAGCAGGAGAAGGUGCCACCAGCCAAGAGCCAGCCGCCGCGCCCAGCGGAAACCGCUAGGAAGCAGAAGCAGCCGGCUCCUGGAAAUCUCGAAUCCAAUCGCUCCGUUCACAACCAGCAGCCGCCUCAGCAGACGCACCAGCAGUCGCGAGGUGGCCGGGGAACUGGUCGGGCGAAGCCCUCAACUGGUGGGCAGCAACAGCCGCAGAGCCAGCAGCACUCCAACAACGCCCAGCCAGUCGACGCCAGCGCUCCUCCGAAGAGAUCCCAGCGGGGAAAGCGCGCUCAUCGCCAGAAGCAGGAGGAUCUCUCCGGCAUUCCACACAACAUGGGCUAUUUCAAUCCCAACGAAGUUGCCAUACCUCCGCCGCAAACAGGCAGCUAUGCCAGCACAUUGUCGCAGCAGAUGCAGAACUUGCGCAUCGGCCAGUCGGGUGGCAAUUCCAGCGCCAAGCAGCCAUCGCAGUCGCCCAACUGCAGCAUCAUGGAUCAACUGAGUCGAGGCGUGCAGGUGGAGCACCUCUCGCUGCCACCUGGGAUCACGCUGACCAAAGUGGAUCCCGCCAAGAGCGAGCAGUUGCGCCAGAAGAGCGAGUCCAUUCGGCUGCUUUCCAAGCCGCUGGCCGAGCAGCAGCAGCAGCAGCCGCAGCAGCAUCACUUCCAGCAGCCAUCGCACCUUCUGGCCGGCUAUUAUGGAGCAGCCGGUGCCGCUGGCAUGGAUCCCAACGGGGUAAUCAUGGUGGAGGCCAAUCCGCGCCCGAAUCGCCACAGCCAGCCUACGAGUGCGCCACCAAAUGUGGCGGCAGCUGCCUCGGCGGCAAGUGCCAGUGGAAAGUCUUCGCGGCGCCGUCGUCGCAAUCGCGGGAAGUCCGGUGGUGGCAGUGGAGGAAACAUUGUCACCUCUGGAUCGGCCAACAAGCAGCGAUCGGGAGGAUCAGGAUCUGGAGCAGGGGAUAUCCAAAAACAGGCUGCCUCGCCAGCCGGUGCAGCCACCAUCAAAACCAAUGCCAGUGGCAAUAUUAUCACCCUGCGCAACCCAAUGUUCCACCAGGGCAAUGGACCAGUAUCCGGCGGAGGCAUGAUGCCACCCAAUCCCAACCCAAUGCCACCAGUGCGAAACUUUGGCGGUGCUCUGCCGGUGGCUCCGCCCAUGGCCAUGGAUCAGCCUGCCGCAAUCAUCAAGAACGAGAACGGCAUGUUCACCAUUCGCAAUCCGGCGCUUCACCAGGCGGUCACCAAUGGCCUGGCGAUGGGCGGCUACCGCCAGUUCGGCAGCAAUGUCAACUACUAUACGCCGCAGGAAGCGGUGGCCGAGGCGGCGCGGGCUACCCAGCAGAAACAGCAGCAACAGCAACUGGCCGCGGAAAUCGGCAGCGGCAACAACACCUCGAAUUUCUCCUACUUCUCUAGUGGAUCGGCCAGCGGCAACAGCAGCGGAAGCAGCAACGGUGGCAACGGGACGCACAACAAUAUCAGUAUUAGCUGUACAAACGUUCCCCCGACUCCAAACACCGCCGGCAGCGGAGCCAACAGCCCGGGCAGACUGGUCGGCGAUGCGGCGGUGAUUGCGCGUCCCAAGCAGUCGCAGAAAUGCCUCUCGGCCAUCGGCAGCGAGCUGAAGCAGAAGGCCAAGGACAGCAAGUGGCCCUGCUUUGGGCAGCAGCCGCCGCCAUCGGAGUACAAUUCGGUGGCGGGUGGAGGAGGAGCAGGAGGCGGCGGAGGCGUUCCUUUGCAGGAGAAGUACCAGCAGUCGAGCUACUACAACGGCUUCGAGGUCUUUUCAGCGGCGGGCGCGGCACAGGCUCCUGGCGGCGGCGGCGGAUCGAGCGAAUGCCACAUGCAUCACAGCUGCGGCGACGACUCUCCGCCGCCCACCAUCACCGGUUUCAAUUCCUACCUUGAGGGCAUCCCGAACACCGGAGUCAUUCGCUACGACGACGCCGCCUUUCUCAAGAACUUGAUUCCGGGCCAGCAUCUCAACAACGAGGUCUCCAUACACAAUAUAUCGGAGUCCAACUUCACGCGCAACAACGCGUCGCCGUCGCCGCACCACGUGGAGAUAACCAGCGUCUUUGGCAGCCGGGUGCGCUCCUCGAACGCCUAUGAUCCGCAACAGCAGGCACCGGCGGGCGUUGGUCCAGGUGCCAACUACUGCGACAGCGUGGCCGCCGACUACGGCAGUGAUUCCCACCUCUUCGUGCAGAACAGUCUGCUGACGCGAAUGCCACAGCCACCGGCACCUCCGGAUCCCUUCGGUUACGACUUCGAUCCCUCCGUGGUGCCCGGCGGUGAAUCGAAGGCGGCCAGCGUGGCCAGCGACCUGAACGAAUUCCUGCGCCGCAGCCCGCUGAGCCAGCGAACCUCGCCGUACAGUCCGGAUGAGAGUGCCGCCGCCUUGGAGACGUUCGUCCAGAACAUGAGUGCGCUGCAGAUCGCGAGCGAUGCCGAGCAGUGCUCGCGGCUCAACGGAACGGCAUCAGGGGGAGGACCCAACGAUGCACCCGCGGCGGAUGCCACCGCCGGAGGAGCCGCCAAUGCGGCCGCCGCCUGGUGGUGAGCCAACCACAUGACAAGAGGUGCUGCAUGGCCGGCAGAUUGAUUUGAACUCCACACAUUCAUACCGCUCUCACCAUACGCAGACAUUUCAUCGAUAGGGCUGAAAAACGAUAAUUGAAACCAGAAAAAAAAAAAACAAAAACGAAACAUAAAAAUACAAAAAAGCAGAAAACACAUCCAAGAAAUCAUUCAAAAUGGCUUAGGAGUCAAUUUCAAUGUUUCAACAAAAAAGAGAAAAAAUAAAGAAAAAAUUAACUUAAAUGGAA